This is a messenger RNA of Branchiostoma belcheri (Belcher's lancelet), 1431 nucleotides long. Its product is annotated as ras-related protein Rap-2c-like. NCBI's taxonomy places the organism in Eukaryota, Metazoa, Chordata, Leptocardii, Amphioxiformes, Branchiostomatidae. Gene Ontology annotation, cellular component: plasma membrane. Gene Ontology annotation, molecular function: GTPase activity; calcium channel regulator activity; GTP binding. Bases 76 to 1071 code for a protein of 331 amino acids. The transcript is spliced from 6 exons. The record is from RefSeq and is a predicted model, not a curated record.
ACUCCACUGCACCGAUAAAGGAAGAGUACAGAACAACCCUGGUGACGUCACAACAACUCCUCUCCUACUUCCAAGAUGGCGGAAAAGGGCGUCCAUUUUUUCGACGAGCCCGUCGACCGACGCCACACCUGUCUCCUGGGGAUCCCCGAGGACAGACUCGCCCUGAAACGUCACAGCCUUCCCGUCGUGCCACAAAUUCGAAUCUCCGAAAAUACCCAUGAUUCCAUAUUCGAUGACGACGACGAUGGGGACGAGUGGUGGACUGACCAAUCAGUGUCGUCCAUGGAUGACCUGCUGGGAAAGUCUGUUCCGGAGUACAGAGUUGUAGUCAUGGGGUCGGCAGCAGUUGGGAAAACCUCGCUAAGAAUAGAGUUUUGCACCACUGAGAUUAUUCGAGAGUUCAUAGACGAGGAUGACUCUAUGAUGCUCGAUAUGAACGAGAGAACGUUCAGCGUGGACGGGAUGGAAACCACUCUCCAUCUAACGGACACUUCUGGCCACCUCUGUCAGCGGUUGUGUGAAGACGAAGAAUUGGAGCUAACCGUUGAGGAUAAGCAUAAGGAGAAGAAUGGCGAAGAAAACGAGAACUAUGUCCGAAGAAGAGACCAGUACAUCCCGAAGGGGGACGCCUACCUGAUAGUUUACGCCAUCAACGACAGAGAGAGUUUCAAGACGGCGUCCAAACUCCUCAUCAAGCUGAGGAGGAGCAGACCUCUCCACGACAUUCCCGUCAUCCUGGUCGGCAACAAACGAGAUUUAGAAAGAUCGCGAGAGGUCAAGAAGAAAGAGGGCAUUGCAUGCGCCAAGGUCAUGGAGUGUAAGUUCAUCGAGACGUCGACAACUAUACGUCACAACAUCGACGAGCUGUUCGAAGGCGUGGUCCGACAGAUCCGUCUCCGUAGCAACGUGGAGGAGCGCGACAGCGAGCUCAUGCAGAAGAUGACGUCAUCGGAGAGACGGGGCAGCAAGGGGAUUCUGGGUAAAGCCAAGAACCUGCUGACCUCCAUGUUGCCGAAGAAGAGGAGAAACAGACUGGUGUCCAGUUCCUGUAAUGACCUCUCGGUUCUGUAGUGUGUACAUCUGUACCUUCAAGGGCACGCCAUGUUGUCCCAUGAGGCACUGCGCUGACCUUUGACCUCUUUAGCGUCUGCUCAGAAAUGUAAUGAUGGUCACCAAGAAAGGGCUUGAAGAAAAUACCUGCUGUAACAGGUAUCAAAGAUCUUCCAGGGCAUGGCAGCAAGAAUAAAUGAAGCGUAAAAUAACGCUGAUAGUAAGAGGAACAAUGUUAGCAGGAAAACACGAAGAAUAACGCUGAAAGUAAGAGGAGUCAACAAUGUUCGCAGCCAAAGACGAAGAAUAUCACUUCUAGCCAACUGUUAGAAUGAAUUAAACGUGAACAGCAUCGUUUUGUUCUACCCCAGCUACACAAAA